UCAUGCUGUUCUUCCCCCUACCCAUCAUGCACCGCGGCUUGUGUUUCUUCUCCAGUGUCGUGCAACUCGGUUCGGACGGGAUCACGCGCCGCCAAUGCUUCGGUCCAUCGCGGGGCUCUAAGCGAAACCGGAAUCUGGGAGCCUGGAGGAGCGGAGCCGCGCUCGCGGAUGCCGCUCACGGCGAGGGGCUCUUCCCGGAGGAAGAGGAGGAGGAAGGCAGCGGAGGAGCAGCCGGAGCCCGCGGAGACCCCAGCAGAGGUGAUGGCGCCCACCAGGAUGAAGCUGCGUCGCCGUGACAACGCCGCUGCUGGUCCCUCAGGAGGAGGCGAUGGUCCGGGAGUGGAGACCCGAGGGGCCACCCGGACCAGCAGCAGGAGGAAGAACAAAGCAGCCGCCGCCUCCUCCUCCUCCCUGCGGGCGGCCAUAGCGGUGGAGGAGACGUCGCCGGACUCCAAGUGCCCCAUCUGCCUGGACCGCUUCAACAACCUGGCGUACCUGGACCGCUGCCUGCACCGCUUCUGCUUCCCCUGCAUCCAGGAGUGGUCGCACAACAAGGCGGAGUGUCCGCUCUGCAAGCAGCCCUUCUCCUCCAUCCUGCACUCCGUCCGCGCCGAGGACGACUUCAAGGAGUACACGCCGCAGCCCGCGCCCCCCCACAGCAGCGUGGCGGCCACCGUCGCCAUGGUGGCGGCCAUGGCGGCGCGGAGCGACCACCACAUGCGGCUGAUGCUGAGGAGGCACCAGGCGGAGGACGGCAGGGAGACCGCCACCCGGAGGCGGAGGAGGGAGCGGGCAGCCAGGGCCGGAGCGGCGGAGGACAGAACAGGGUUGUGGGAGUGGUACCUCGGCUCCCGCCAUCUUCCCGUCACGCCCUCGCCUCCCUCCACCGCACUCCUGAACUUCAGCACCACCAGUGAGCGCGCUCGCCGGCGCCACGUAAACCUGCUGGCGGCGAGGCAGCGGCUGAAGAGGCAGAGGCUGGCUUACCGCCGCACCCUCUACCGCCACGGAAUACGGGUCCGCGGCGUUGCCGGGGUGACCGGCCUCGAAGGCCAGCGUGACAUCACAGCAGAGAGCUUCCGCCAGAACCCCGCCCACCUGAACAGACUGCGGCGCUGGGUCCGCCGGGAGCUGAAGGUGCUGUACGGCGCGCACGCCACCUUGGUGGACAUCGUCCAGCGCAUCGUCAUGGAGCGCAUGGCGUGCCACGGCCUGGACGACACCGCCGCCAUGGAGGAGGAGCUGCGGCCCUUCCUCCUGGGCCGCACCGAGCACUUCCUGCACGAGCUGCUCAGCUUCGCCCGCUCGCCGCUCGCCAUGGACAGCUACGACAUGCAGGCGGAGUACGAGCCGCUGCCCGGCACCCUGGAGCUGGACGGCCUGAGCAGCUCCUCCAACAGCAGCUCCGUCAUCGCCAUCUCAGAGGAGGAGGGGGACAGGGGGGGGCGGUCCCUGGGCGCCAGCGAUGAUGUCAUCCAGUCGGGAAGCUGCCUCAGCCAAUCAGGCUGGGACGACGAGACUCCAGGCCCCUCCUACUCCACUGCUGAGCCAUCGCCUCAGCACAACUCAUUCAGCCCCGCCCACCAGGAGCCACCCAAUGAGGAGCCAGCAAGGACGGGGGAGGAGGAGGGGGAGGAGUGUGAGAUCGUGGGAUACAAAAAGCCGAUCGCGGAGCGCACCCCCGAGCUCGUCCAGCUGUCUUCCGACUCAGAGGAGGAGGAGCAGAAGAAGGAGGCGGAGCCUGAGGAGAAAUCUGCACCUCCCACCACCUGCACUCCCCCCGCUCCUCCCUCCACAUCCACCGACUGCAAGGAGGUGCCGGAAGCUCAGAGGACCUCUGAGGGAGCGGCGGCCUGUCGCGUUCGCUCGUGGUCGGGAAGCUCCGAGGGCAGCCGCAGUUCUCUGCGCUCGCUCAGCCCGGCCACGCCCCCAUGGCGAGGGCCCGGUGGCGCCUCGAGGGAGGGGAAGUCUGCAUGCAGAGAGAGGAGGACCAAAUCACAGAGGGGGGGCUGCGGGAGGAAGAGCGGCACUCUCUGCAACCCCAACCGCUCCAUUUACCCCCCCAUGCUGCGCCGCUGCUCGCCGCUCUCCAGCUCAGACUCCUCCCCCGACCCCACCUGGGAGCUGCGUGGCGCCCAGGUGUCCCCGCUCUCCUCACUCGUGUCCACUCCUUCCUGCUCCUCCUCCUCGUCGCCUCUCUGCUCCUCCCCACCUCCACGAACGCCGCCCACCCCCACGCUUUCCCCCGCUGAGCGGCCUCACCAGGCGGAGAAACCCGGCGGGAAGCGGAAGUACAAGAGCCGCCAUCUGGACGCCGACGCCAAAGACCCGUCAUGGAGGCCGAAGGGAGGCAAGAAUUCAAGGAAGAAGAAGAAGAAGAGGAGCCAGAGGGAGGAGUCUAAGUGGGCGACCGACAGCGUCCAGAGCAGGAGGUCCAGGGAGGAGCGCAGUCCCAGCGUGGAGAUCAUCUACGAGGGCGUGGCCAGCUCCACGCAGACGCCACUCAGACGCCGCAGGAAACGGCAGCGCAGGACGCAGCUCAGCAGCCCCCCCGUCAUCAUCACUCUGGACAGUGACAGCAGCCCUGGCCCCGCCCACAACAGCGCCAGCAGCAGCCCGCUCAGCAGCCAGCAGACCGUCGACUUCUCCGACCUCCCCCCCCUCUCUCUGGCGCACUCGGCCGGCGUGGGCCGGGCUCUGGACGUCGGGGAACUUCCUGCCAACAUUUUGGAUCCGGGUUCAGAGGGGUCCGAUCCGGAGCUGGCGGGUCGGUCCCAGAGCCGCAUUGACAUCCAGAGCGAGAGCGACGUGGAUGUGGAGAAGGUGGAAGGCGCCGGCGAGGACGGACCAAUCACAGCAGCCGACACUGAAGGUGCUGACACAAGCCGGGCCCCCACCCCCAAAGCAGAACCCGACGGCACCGGACCUGGGGGGAGUGGGGUGUUAUCCCCCCCACUAAUCCCCCUCUCCCCAACCAUACCACCCCCCCCUACAGAUACAGACAGCAAGUGCAGGGACGCACCCCCCCUCCCCAAAUGGGCCGGUCCCAUCCAACCGCACAGCAGGAACACCCCGCCCCCCUUGAAACACAAAGACGCUGGCUGUCCUCAGUGGCCCCCCCUGUCUCCCAGUAAGACCCGCCCCUCUGAGCCCCCGCUACUGGGGGAGGGCCCAACCAUCCCCCACUUUGUGACGCUAAAGAGACCCCCCCUGAAGGCUGGGCUUGGCCCCCACACCCAGCCCCUCCCCUCCUGUGGCUCUGAUCCCAGCCCCCCCAGUUCUGAGAAAACAAGCAGCUCCUCGUAUGACCCCCCACUUUCUGUUUACCCUUCCCCCUCCUUUCGCCUCCAUUCACCCCCCCACACUGACUCUACCUCCACCGUCCUCCACCCCCCCAGCUGUGCUGCUGCUGUGGGCGGAGACUUUCUCUCAGGAGUGACCUGCAGGCCCGUUUUAGCCCCGCCCACCAACUGUCUGCCAGCCCCAAAGGGGGAGGAGCUUUCUGAGAUGCUGAGCAGACUCCGCUCAGUCCUGAAUGCCCCCGACCCCCACCCAGUUAGCCCCCGGCCCCCAUACGGCACCCCCUCUCCCGCCUACAAUGCAGAUCAGCCCCAGGACCGGAACAGUCCUGACCCCCCCGCCGACUUCCGUUUGGACCGCCUCCUGAACCACACGGCCUUAAUGCCCCCCACCUCCGACCCCCACCCGCUUCCCAGGAAGUUCAGGGCUGAGGCCGACACCUCACCCCCCCACAGACUUCCAGAUGCCCUCAGACAGUCUGAACCCAGCUGACCAGAACCAGAACCGCUUUGCUUCUGAGACUUUUUCUGAAAUAUUUAUUUUUUCUACUGUUUGCAUCUAUUGUCUCCAUGAAAGAUGGAGGACCCGCCAAACGCAGGAAAGCUGGGACCAAACGAGCCGGAACCAGAACCAUCAACCGUCCUAUCAGAACCAGAGAUCAGUUCUGCUGCUUUUCUGUGAGUUCUGUGGUUCUGGCCUUAGAUCUCCUGGUGAAGGUCCGUUCCUGUCAGGUCUUUAAAUAAACGCUACCAACACCUGA
Messenger RNA from Oryzias latipes (Japanese medaka), 4060 nucleotides. RefSeq lists its product as uncharacterized. Lineage: Eukaryota; Metazoa; Chordata; Actinopteri; Beloniformes; Adrianichthyidae. The record is from RefSeq and is a predicted model, not a curated record. Gene Ontology annotation, molecular function: ubiquitin protein ligase activity; metal ion binding. Gene Ontology annotation, biological process: protein polyubiquitination; protein monoubiquitination.